Molecule: messenger RNA, 1139 nt
Organism: Apis florea (little honeybee)
Lineage: Eukaryota; Metazoa; Arthropoda; Insecta; Hymenoptera; Apidae
Source: RefSeq, a predicted model, not a curated record
GGCAAGUUUUGUCUUUACCUCACCUGCUCCCCGCUUGCUGUGUAUACUUUGCUUGUCUCUUGCCAGUCUUUCGUGUAUCUGCAUGCUCGUCGCUCGUUGAAAUUGAGAUUCUAUAUAAUUUCGAUUUUUCGUACGGUAAUUUGUGAAUAUAAACAAGCGCAAUCGAGAUAGUUUGUUUCAAUAAUUGUUUUACUAAUCACGAAGUUAUGCGUUUUAAAAAUCUAUUGCUACAACGUGGAUCCUAUGAAAGGGUGAUUUUCGUAGAAAGAUACGCUCCUGUAUCCACGUGAAAAGUAUACACGCGGGAUAGAAAUAUUAAGAGUUAGAUCGAGCAGUUCAACGUAGAUCGAGACACGAACUGCUCAUGUUUCGCGGAAGGGAGAUGUGGCGCUCUAUUCGCAGUAUUGAUGAAGAAGGAUAAACAAUUCGAAACACGAAUCUUGAGGCAUAUUUUCACAUGAGAUGGCAUGAUUCUAAUCACUUGAAAUCUGCGAUACUUACAAAAUGGCCAAGCAAAUAUCCUUUUAUUCUACUUUGACGUCAGAAGAAAAGAGUAGAAUGCAACCAUGUAUGAAAGCUAGGUGUGUCAUCAUGUCCAGUGAUUCACCUCCACCACUCCAGACUUCUGUACCUUUGGUAGAUUACGAUAUACCAGACGAAGCCUGUUCUGGUAAAAUCACACCAACCACACCUACUACUCCGGUGACGAAUAAAUUAUUGAAUACUGAUGCCGAGACGAUUGAGAAUGCAGUGCCUAUCACGCAAGCAGUGCUUCCGGUUCCCGAGCCACAACCGAAAAUUGAAAGAAAUGGAUUCGACUCGGAGACAACCAAGCCAAUCGCCCAAUCUGAAAAUGAUUCUUGCGUUGUAGAUUGUAUAUAUUUUACGCAGCAGUGCUGCGAGUGUGUAAUACUUUAACAGCCAGAAUUCUUCGCGUAUCGAAUAAUCAUUUAUAUUCGUUGCAUGCGUUUAGUAUAUGUGCGUGUGAAGAGAAUUUGAAUGAUACACAUUUCCAUUGAAUUAUAUGGGAUACAAAUUCAAAUGGAAUUUUAAUAAUCGAGUUUUAAUUUUUUAAGCGAAUAUUAAAUCUUCGUAUUUAAAAAAAAAUCUUAUUCUUAUCUCCGAUUUCUAUUUACUAA